Messenger RNA from Nomia melanderi (Alkali bee), 5296 nucleotides. RefSeq names its product transmembrane protein 245. Lineage: Eukaryota; Metazoa; Arthropoda; Insecta; Hymenoptera; Halictidae. The record is from RefSeq and is a predicted model, not a curated record.
AUACGCAUAUGGGGGUUCGCAGAAAGAUGUACAAUGUGUUACCUAUCUGUGAAACCGAUCAAUAUUUACUUUUCCUCUCCAAACUUUCUUGAGGAUGGGUAUUUGUAUUAAAAAUUUUCAAUUCUGUUAGUAAGAUGCGAUAUUGAAGAAAUUCAAAAUUGAACAAUAAGCGCACGAAAUCGAUUACGUAUUCACGAUGGACAGUAUGCGACUACCAAUGGAUAACCUCUUUAAUAUGCUGUCAAGCUUCAGUGCGGGUCACGAAAAAGCUUUAAAACAAGGCAUUUACAAUGCCUUGGCAUUAUUUCUCUUAUGCUUGAUUUCAGUAGCUGGGUAUGGAUUGUACAUUAUAUUGAGUCCAUUCGUAAAACCUUUAAUAUGGGCAUUAUUAUGUGGUUCUGCUUUAUUUCCAUUUAAAUAUUCAUUAACUACUGUUGUACACUCAUGGUUUGAGAAAGCAGAAAAAUCUCAUACACCACUGAUUAUAAACUUAACUCUGUUACCCUUACAAAUAGUGGACAAAGUUUCUGACAAUUUAGGAUCAUUCUUAUGGAGUCGCAUCAAAUAUAUUGCUAUUGCAAUCUUACUAGCAGCUUCAAGUUUUGGUUUAUAUUAUUAUACACCUAAUAUACUAAGUUGCCUUGUUUGGAGAAUAUGUGUAAUAUUUAAUUCUAUCAUUGGAUUUUAUAUAACAACGUGUAACAUUUAUACAAUUUCUAUUUUACUUAUUGGAUAUUUGUCUAUAUUAUAUAUUUAUUGGACACCAACUAAUUCAAUUAAUUUUCAUUAUGCUUCCUUUGUCGUAUGGUUUUGUAUUAGUUUAUAUGUUUCUAAUAUAUUUGGAGCCUACCAAGUGCUCAUAUUUAUAUUAUUGGGAGCAUUAUGCUUAAUGGGAUUUAUUUAUGAAGUAAUACUUAUAAUGGAAAGUCAAGAAUUAGAAGAUAAACAUAUGACUUUCAUGGAAGCAACAAGGUUUGCACUAACAAACAACUUAGUUGCAAGUACUCAAGAUGAUGUGAUAGUUCCUUUAAAAACUAAACAGUCUACAGAGAAUAUUGGAAGCGAAACAAUAAUUGCAGAUGCUAGCUCAAAAGAUAAUAACGAAGAAACUACAAGACCACUGUCUGCACCAGUAACAGCAGCUAGUGGGUAUAAUACAAAAUUGUACAGGAAAUCUAUGUCAUUAGAUGCUGAUGAUGGCACAGCUGUAUCAAGUCACAAAUACCAGUCUGCUAGUAACAAUCGUUAUCUUCUAAGAAGAUUGAAAACAGAAUUAAAAAUAUCUAUAGAUAUGGAGAACAACAAAGUUGAUACAGAUAAAUAUAUGUAUGGUGCAUUAUAUGCUUGCAUUGGUAUGCUUUUGUGGAAACACAAGUGGAUGAUAUGUAUUUUAAUAAUACCAACAGUCUUCUAUAUUAUUAAACAACUUGGUAAUUAUUUUGGAUUAUGGAAAAUGCUAGCAAAUCAGUAUAAUAUUAUUAUACAAGUUAUAAUGACAUGGUGCAUGCAAAGGCAUCAGGCUCUUUUACCAGCUAAUAUUAGAGGUUUAUACAAAAUUAUAAUAAUAAUUGAUGAGAAAUUGACGAAAGCUUUAAAAGCAUCAGUAGAUACAGUGGCAACAGCUGCUGUGAUUUUUGGGCUACUCGUGUUUACUAUUUGUGCAUCUAUUUUUAUAACGAUACAGGUUUACAUAGAAGGUAUGCACCUUAUCCAAAUUACUGGAGAGAUUCUCAAUUCAUCUUUGAAUAAUCCAGACAUUGAUUGGUUACCUGAGCAAUGGGAAGAUUCUGUCAGUAAUGUAUUAUCCAAUGCUUAUACAUAUGGGCGAAGUGCUAUUUCUGAUGGAGUAAAAGGUAUAGUAAAAGAUUUAGACGCUACAAAAGCUGAACAAAUGGAAAAGAAAGUUUUAGAACUUUGGGAUACACUAUAUUAUUGGAUGAUAUCCAAUGACAAUACAGAUAUAGUUGGAUCUAGUGUAGAUGUGGCAGGCGCUUAUUCAAUUUGGGAGAGUUUCUCAGAAAGCUUUGGGAAGAUGCCUUUACAAAUAUUUAAUAUGAGCAGCAUACAAAAUUUUAUAAAAGAAAACAUUGGACUUCUUAAGUCAGUUCUAGAUUCUAUUUGGAGUAUAGUUAAAGGCAACAUGUCUGUGAUACUGACCAUUUUUACAGAAUUAUUUUAUAUCGUACUUAUGAGCGGUACAGCUGUUUUCAAUUUUGCUCUGAGCAUGGUGGUGUUUUUUACAACACUUUUCUAUUUACUCAGUUCUAGCAAUAAGACUUACAAACCCAUCGAAUUGACUACGCUAUUUAGCCCUAUUAGCUGUCAUAGUCUUUAUGUUGAGGGAUUCGCUGUGGCCUUACAAGAAGCAGUGAUUGGUGUAUUUGCUGCAACAUUUAAACUUGCUUCCUUUUUUGGGAUGUGGACGUGGUUUAUACAUAACAUGUUUCAAGUGAAGAUUGUUUACUUGCCAUCCGCGUUUGCAACAAUACUUGGAGCAGUACCAUUUUUAGAUGCGUAUUUCGCUUGUAUCCCGGCUACUUUGGAACUGUGGUUUACUCGAGGAUAUAUGGUUGCUAUCCUAUUUUUCAUGUUCCAUUUUCUUCCAUGCAAUAUAGUAGUAACAGAAUUUUACAAGGAAAUUAAGGGUGGUGGACAUCCUUACCUUACAGGUCUUUCAAUAGCUGGUGGAGUCUUUUGUUUGGGAGUAGAAGGCGCAAUAUUUGGGCCAUUACUGUUAUGUUGCAUUAUGGUAGCAAUUAAUUUGAGUCGUCGUUAUCUUCACUCACCUUCGGAAGAAACUAUACCAGAGUAUUCUGAAAUUAAACACUAACUUAAGGGAAAUAAGUAGUUAUUAAUAAUUUUGGAGGAGUAAUCUACAAUUCUUUAAACUAAUAGAGAAUUUCAAAUUUAAUAGAUAAAUUGUUAAAAAUAUAAUAUACGUUAAAUGAUGAUAAUUCAUAAAUACAUUACAAACGUUUAUAAUAUAAAAAACGUUUAACUGAGUUUAACUCAAAAACUAAACUUAAAUCUUGUAUAAUAUUUCAAUGUUUUUAUGGUAUUCUAAAAAAUAAUAAGCUUCUUCAUAAGAAUCUCUUUAAAAAAAGUAAAACGAAUUUCAGAGAUCGGUGUCUUUAUCUGAUCGUUGAACAAGUUCGCUUAAAAAUUGCCUUACUCGUAGUUUAAUUAUUAUGUACUAGUUUUUUAUUAUUAACAAUUUGCUUUAAGGAAGUUACAAUGUACAAUAAAAAGUCCAGCUUACGCUUAUUAAUAUUAAAAGUAUAUUAAAAGUAUAUUAAAGUAUAUUAUUAUAUCAAUUGACUGAAGUAGUAAUCUGUAGAUUUUUUAAAUUACAGUUGAAGAGCAAUUUAACAGAGAAACUCAUUUUGUUACAAGUCUAACUGUGUUAAAUACAUACAUAGCUAUAAUAUAAUACAUAUAUACAGGAGGGUGUCCCAAACUUAAAAACCAAACUGUGAAGACUCUAAUUUACAGCCGAAAACAAAGAAAAACUAUCUUCUUUUGCCUAUAGAUUAAAUUUUUUAAAUUUGGGACACACUGUAUACUCAAAAAUGUAUUCAUAUAUUAUGUAUAUAUUUAUUAAAUUAGAUAGGAAGUGCAUGAAUAUAUCUUUAGUUUUAUGUUUUGUGUAACGUCCUAACUUCAGUAUUAUUAAUAUUAUAUUUUUAAUUAAAACAAAUUUUUAAUGUAACUGUAGAACAAUUAAUAAAUUUAAUAUGAGAUUAUUUUGAAAUUAGGAGAUAAAUUUAUAAAUUCACAGCAUGUUCAGCUUAUAUACAUGGUACUUGAUAAUUAGUAUAAUGUUAACGAUAUUCGUAAUUCUUGUUGCGUUUGAACUUUAUUUACACCGUGAUCAAUAUUUUUUAUAAUGGAGCACAUAAAAUGUAAUUAAUUCGCAUUAAGUACUAAUAUAUUGCAAUAUUAAACAAUAAAUUUAGUAGGAUUUAUUAAUAUACAAUCUAUUUCUUUAGAUUAUAAAUAUCAGAAAGUGUGGUAAUCUUUAAAAUCUCCUUAAUUGUUUGUGGUGUAAUCGUUUCACACGCAUGGAAAACAAUCUUUUUUCUUCUUUCAAACAUGUGGAAGCCAUUUUCCGAAAAGUGGCCACAAAUAUCAGCUGCUUCCAACCAUACGAAAAGUGCUGUAUUAUUUGUUGUUAAUUCGAAUUCCAUGGUUGGAUAUUUGGACUGCACUCCAGAUUUAUGUAUCUACUCACGGAAAUAUCUACAGGUUGAAGAGUAACAGUUUUAAACCCAUUACUUGGAUAUAUAUAAUUUCUGGGUGCUAUCUGUGAUCCAGUUUUAUCUCUUAAGAUGUAAUAGAGAAGGAAUGUAAUACCAAAUUCCCAUGGAAGGGAAAGCUGGACCCCAAUCCCAUGAAAAGCUUGCUUGCAUUUUUCUUAUGUGAUUAACGUGACAUUCUCCAUUAUAAGUAUUUGGUACACAUACUGGAGGAACAAUAUACUUCAGGGCUUGUGCGUUAUACAAAGUUUCAGCUUCCUUAACAGCAGAAUCAAAAGAAACUGAAAAUAAUUUGUCACAUCGAAUGUAUAUUCUAUGAACAUAUUCGAUGUUCUUCCUAUUUCCUGAGCAUUUAUCAAGAUUGUGGCGAAUGUAUCCAAACCAUGAAAUAUUAACAUUACUUUGGGAGCACUCAGUAAAGUUUUAUUUACUACAAAAUACCAAUUUUAUAUAAUUUUUUGAGAGACUGCAUGAAAACAUAAUGAUAUGUUUAAUUACCAUUAAAUCUUUUAGUAUAGGUAACUGAUCGAUUACCAACCCAUCGGUUGCUCAAGUCAUUAUUUCCAAUAAAAUUAUCUGGUAUAAUAUUUGCUGUAUACAGAUCUGUAUAAAUUCCUCCUGGUACAAUUGCAGGAAAUAGAAUUUCUAUAAAAUGAUUACAUGACAGUUUUUUAUUUGUUAUAUUGAAAUAAUAUGUAUAAACUAAAUACUUACCAUGUUGAGAUUGAUCUGCAUUGAUUUUACCUAAAUAAAAAAUGUAAUAUGUGUAUACAUCUGUAUUACAUGUUCAAAUUAAAAUUAUUAUAAAAAUAUUUAGCUUUAAAUAUCUCAUAAUACCUAACCAUGGCCCAUCUAAAGUUAUGGAUGAAACAGUGCCGGCAAUUAAAAAUAAACUUAUAAAAAGUUGGAAACUUUUCAUGUUUAUAUUCAAGAUAAUAUAUUUAUUCUCUUGAUAAUACAGUGUAAAUAUAAAUAUUAAAUUACAAUUUAUAAAACUGUCACAUCAGUAGAUCACUAAUACUAGGUUGUCCUAUAUGCUU